Scatophagus argus is the source of this 1591-nucleotide messenger RNA. Its product is annotated as trace amine-associated receptor 1-like. Gene Ontology annotation, cellular component: membrane. The coding region runs from base 231 to 1289 and encodes 352 amino acids. NCBI's taxonomy places the organism in Eukaryota, Metazoa, Chordata, Actinopteri, Scatophagidae. Gene Ontology annotation, molecular function: trace-amine receptor activity. The transcript has 2 exons. Gene Ontology annotation, biological process: G protein-coupled receptor signaling pathway. The record is from RefSeq and is a predicted model, not a curated record.
CCAUGUAAUGGCAACCUAAUACAUUAUGUAGCCAACAAAAUAAACAAUAUGCUACCUAUGGCCAGCAUUAAUAAACAACAGUGUUUCUGUUGUGGCAGUGUGAAGGCACCCAUGGCUGCUCACUUGGCAGCUACUAGACUAGAGAGAGAGAGAGAGAGAGGAAGUCCAUGUCCAAAAGAGAUACAAAGAGGCAGGACCUGAGUGCAGUAGUAAAAUGAGAGGAGAUAAAUAUGCAAUCUAUCCAAGACCUUCAGUUAGAAAGCUGCCAGCGUUUGGCAGCAUCUCAUCUCCUCCUCCCCUCUCUGAUGAUGGAGACACUGGAAGGAGAUGAACUCUGCUUUCCACAGCUCCUCAACGCCUCCUGCAGGAAGCCAAAGAGCAGUCAGACAGAAGUUGUGCUUUUCCACUUUCUCUCCUUCAUCUCUUUUCUCACUGCAGCUCUCAACCUGCUGGUCAUCAUCGCCAUCUCCCACUUCAGGCAGCUCCACACCACCACCAACCUCGUCCUUCUCUCUCUGGCUGUCUCAGACUUUCUCGUGGGCCUUGUGGUGAUCCCGGUUGAAAUGAUCUCAAUGAGUAACUGCUGGUUCUUCGGUGACAUCAUGUGUGGUGUGUAUUAUUUGUUACCCUGUGUCAUUAUCUAUAGCUCAGUAACAAGCAUGGUGCUCAUAUCAAUCGACCGGUAUGUGGCUAUUUGUUACCCUCUGCAUUACCACACCAGAGUCACUCUAAAAACAGUCAGAAUCUCUGUUAGUUUGUGUUGGGUCUACUCUCUCUUUGUCUGCAUUUUUAUUUUCUAUGAUCACCUGAAACAACCUGGCAAGUAUAAAUCUUGCUAUGGAGAAUGUGUGGUUAACAUUGCAGGAGAUGUGGAUCUUGUUCUUGGUUUCAUUCUCCCCAUAUCUAUUAUCAUAACUCUGUAUUUGAGAGUGUUUUCUGUUGCCAUCUCUCAAGCUCGGGCCAUGCGCUCCCACAUUGCAGUUGUCAUGCCGAUGCGUUCACAGACUGUGACUGCUAAGAGGUCUGAGAUCAAAGCAGCCAGGACUCUUGGUAUUGUUGUGGCUGUUUUUCUGAUGUGUUACUGUCCAUAUUACUAUGUCUCUCUCACAGGCGGCAAAAUAUUGAUUGGCACAUCAACUGAGAAUUUGAUGAGUUUUCUGGUGUAUUUUAACUCCUGUCUAAACCCUGUGAUCUAUGCUUUUUUCUACCCCUGGUUUAGAAAAGCUGUUAGACAGAUUGUUACACUUCAGGUAACACACCGUGGCUCCUGUAACGCCAACAUACUGUAGGGAGACAAUGACUUAUCUUCUGUCACAUAUAUAUGUUUUAUAGCUUAAUUUUGCUCCACAUUUAUCCUGAGAUCAAGUAUCAUCUUCCAUGAGUAAUACUGUUGUUCCUGUGCUGUCUAACGUCUAAUAAUAUUAAAUGUGUUUGUGUAAAUAUUCUGUCUGUUGUGUGAGAUAAGACGUACUUUAUUGUCUUUAGCUUCACAAAGCUUUCAUCUCCAGAUAUAACGGACCAAAAGUACAAUACAAAUGAACUUUUAUAAUAGUUAAGUCUGCCUUGUAUUUCAUUGUUUUCUUUGCCUCCC